CUCCAACCCCCAAGCAUAACCUUCUCCAGAUGCUCUCCUUCAGCACUUGCUACGCGCACACACACUACAUAAAUAUAUUUAUAUGAGUUGGGUAAGUGUAUUUCUUGGACUCACUUUCCAUCUCUCUGAAAUCUAAAGUCCGAACAUGGCUUCACUGCUUGUGUUGUCGAGCUCCAUCUCUUCCGUACCCCAACACAGUUCUUCCCAGAGAACACGUUAUCAUGAUCAUCGACGACCCCUCUAUCUGCCGUCUUCUUCGUUCUCCAAACGAAAACAGAGUUGCCCCUGCUUCUCCUUGUUCCCUUCAAAGCCACUCCUCUUGUUUUCUCCGAAACUCUUUGCACGUGCUUCUUCUGCUGGUGAUGCUGACACCAGAGAUUCCAGCUUGGUGGGCGAGGACUCUGCGGCGUUUGAUCUUCAACACCAGAAAAUAUCUUCCUGGGUUUACUUCACUGCAAUCUUGGGAGUGGUGCUGUUUGGUCUUAACGUGGCUUGGAUUGAUGCUUCAACUGGCUUCGGUAAGGCUUUUGUUGAUGCCGUUUCAGGGAUUUCAGAUAGUCACGAGGUGGUAGUAUUAGUCCUGAUUCUCAUAUUUGCGAGUGUCCAUAGUGGCUUGGCCAGCUUCCGUGACACCGGUGAGAAACUCAUUGGAGAAAGAGCUUACCGAGUUCUUUUUGCAGGGAUAUCACUACCUUUGGUUGUCACCACCAUUGUGUAUUUUAUUAAUCACAGAUAUGAUGGACUUCAACUCUGGCAGCUCCAGAAUGUUUCUGGGGUUCAUGAAUUUGUGUGGCUUUCUAACUUCAUCUCCUUCUUGUUCCUGUAUCCUUCAACCUUUAAUCUUUUAGAGGUUGCAGCAGUUGACAAGCCUAAACUACAUCUAUGGGAAACUGGCAUUAUAAGAAUAACCAGGCAUCCACAGAUGGUUGGGCAGGUUAUGUGGUGUCUUGCUCAUACAGUUUGGAUUGGAAAUUCUGUGACUGUUGCAGCUUCAAUUGGCUUAAUUGCACAUCAUCUUUUUGGUGUUUGGAAUGGAGACAGGCGUCUGGCCAUAAGAUAUGGGAAAGAUUUUGAGAUAGUUAAGGGUAGAACAAGUAUUAUCCCUUUUGCAGCAAUCAUUGAUGGCAGACAAAGGUUACCUAAAGAUUUCUACAAGGAGUUUAUUCGAUUGCCAUACUUUACAAUCAUCACCAUAACAUUAGGAGCUUACUUUGCACAUCCCCUUAUGCAGGCAGCUAGUUUCAAGCUUCAUUGGUAAGUUAAGGUACAAUACAUUCUGUUGUUUUGAGGAAAAUCUUAUGUGUGUCAUAGUGCAAUCAUGUUUAACAUUAAUGCAUAUAGGAGGCCUUGUUCACCCGAAAAAGAGAACAGGGCAGGGAUGUUAAAUUAUUAUUUAUACCUAAUAUAAUAAACUUUAUGAGCAAAAGUAGUAUACAGCCAUCAGCAAUUAUUAAGAACAAGCUAGUUCAGUUG
Gastrolobium bilobum is the source of this 1473-nucleotide messenger RNA. RefSeq names its product 15-cis-zeta-carotene isomerase, chloroplastic-like. The transcript has 4 exons. Gene Ontology annotation, molecular function: 9,15,9'-tri-cis-zeta-carotene isomerase activity. Gene Ontology annotation, cellular component: chloroplast. The coding region runs from base 146 to 1258 and encodes 370 amino acids. Gene Ontology annotation, biological process: carotene biosynthetic process. The record is from RefSeq and is a predicted model, not a curated record. Lineage: Eukaryota; Viridiplantae; Streptophyta; Magnoliopsida; Fabales; Fabaceae.